Rubroshorea leprosula is the source of this 1836-nucleotide messenger RNA. NCBI's taxonomy places the organism in Eukaryota, Viridiplantae, Streptophyta, Magnoliopsida, Malvales, Dipterocarpaceae. The record is from the annotation of a GenBank genome assembly.
AGAUUUUUGGAUGAAGAAGAUUUAAGAACAAGAACUUAGCAAAAGACUUUGAUGAAAAAACACAGGUCUGGAUUUUCGUUUUUCCAGCCUUUCUCACAUUCAUUUCAUCUUCUUCUACACCUAAUAUUUCAUACAAGUGUAGCUUAAAUAAAAGGAGGGAAUACAUUGAUUACAUGUUUGCUGCAGAGUAGACAAAUCUGCAUCAUAUUCUUUUAGUUGGAUUUUGUAGUCUACGUAUGACAUCUCAACCUCCCAACUAACUAUUAAACACACCAACUACAUUAAUUGAGGAGAGGUAUCAGGUCGCCUCUGUCAUGAGUUAUCCUCAUCAACCUCACCAGGAGCAUGCUUGUUACCUGCCAUGGACACGCCCCAAAUACAGCCGAAGGCUCCUUCAGGACUGGAAACCGAUCAAAGUUCAUUCAAGUGUGCUUUCUCUCAAGUCUGUUGGGGGGGAGAAAUCUAGAUUUGUUGUGACUGAUGGACUGGUUCCUUUAAUUUGGGUUGAUAGGGUGCACAUUGUUUACAUGGGUGACUGUCCAAAGGGUGAAUUCUCUGCUGCAACCCUUCACAGUAGUAUUCUGCAAGAAAUUGGUGGCAGUGCUCUAUCAGACUGUUUGCUAUACAGCUACCAGAGGAGCUUCAAUGGUUUUAUCGUCAACUUAACGGAGGAUGAAGCAGACAUACUGCCUGGCCGCAUUGCUGUGUACAAGAUAUGUUGGUCCGAUGGCUGCAAUGAUGCUGACAUACUUGUGGCUUUUGAUGAUGCAAUCGUAGAUGGGGUUAAUAUAAUAUCUCUCUCAGUAGGGGGUUUCUUUCCUCAGGAUUAUGUCUGGGACACCAUUGCAAUUGGAUUAUUUCAUUCCAUGAAGAAUGGUAUGCUAAAAUCAAAUUUGGCCGGUGACAGUGAUUUGUGGGGGAAUAUAAACACCUUUGACCUCAAGAAAGAUAUGUACCCUUUCAUCUAUGCUGGAGAUGCUCUGAAUCAUGGUGUUAAUGGUCUGAAUCCAGCUACUGGCUGUGAUAAGAUAAUACGAAUAAAUUACUCUCUAUCUGAGUGUUGUUUGAUGCAAUUAAGUUCAUUUUUGAAUGCAGGGCUAGCAUCUGCAGGAGCUGCUGGUGCAAUAAUGCAAAACUUUGGAUAUACGGAUGUUGCCUUCAACUUCAUCUUACCAGCUGCAAAUCCAACAGCAAAAAUAUUCAAGAGUAAUCUGGAAAAGGAUGAACUUGCUCCCUAUGUAUCUUCGUUUUCGUCCAGGAGACCAAAUGCUAUAACACCGAACCCUCAUUUAUCAGCACCUGGAGUUGACAUAUUAGCAGCAUGGUCGGAAGCUACCACUGUGACAGGAAUUGGAGGGGAUCCAAGGGUGGUGCCAUACAACAUAAUCUCUGGUACAUCCAUGUCCUGUCCACAUGCAUCCGGAGCAACAGCUUACAUCAAGUCAUUUCAUCCGACAUGGUCUCCUUCUGCCAUUAAGUCUGCUCUAAUGACAACAGGGGAAGGUCACAUAAAUCCUGCCAAGGCCAUUAAUCCUGGUUUACUCUAUGAUGCUGGGGAGAUUGAUUACAUUAAAUUUCUGUGCGGAAUAGUAUACAGUGGUGAUAAACUGAAACUUAAGGACUGUAUAUGUUGGAGUUGUGGUGUUCAAGCUGCCAAAGUAGCAGCAGCAAAUGAAAAUGAAAGCUGCACAAAAUGGCACCAAAAUGAAGAAGGGAGAGCUGCACCAACAGCACGGUAGCAGCAAAGUGCAGCAAGCUAAGCUGCAAAUGUUGAGGAAAUGAGGCCGAAAUAAAAUGUAAAUGAAAUGCAAAUGCAAAUGAAAUGAAAGGCUGCAA